Messenger RNA from Coregonus clupeaformis (lake whitefish), 947 nucleotides. Its product is annotated as ubiquitin-conjugating enzyme E2 variant 1. The record is from RefSeq and is a predicted model, not a curated record. Gene Ontology annotation, biological process: DNA damage tolerance; protein K63-linked ubiquitination. The transcript is spliced from 4 exons. Gene Ontology annotation, cellular component: nucleus. NCBI's taxonomy places the organism in Eukaryota, Metazoa, Chordata, Actinopteri, Salmoniformes, Salmonidae. Bases 49 to 528 code for a protein of 159 amino acids.
AAAUCUUACCUCGAGCAAGCGCGUUCCCAUCUCUCAGCACCCCCAACUAUGGUUACGUGUGCGCUCCCGCUACUAAGCGACAAGAUGGCGGUCGCCGCCGGAUCAGGCGUUAAGGUUCCUCGUAACUUCCGGCUGCUUGAAGAGCUGGAAGAAGGUCAGAAAGGUGUGGGGGAUGGGACAGUGAGCUGGGGAUUGGAAGAUGAUGAGGACAUGACCUUAACAAGAUGGAGAGGGAUGAUCAUUGGCCCUCCUAGGACAAUCUAUGAAAACAGGAUGUACAGUCUGAAGGUUGAAUGUGGGCCCAGAUAUCCAGAGGCACCACCAUUUGUCAGAUUUGUGACUAAGAUCAACUUGAAUGGUGUGCACAACUCCAAUGGCGUGGUUGACACACGAGCAGUGUCUGCGCUGGCCAAGUGGCAGAACUCCUACAGCAUCCGUGUGGUCCUGCAGGAGCUCAGACGACUCAUGAUGUGCAAGGAGAACAUGAAACUCCCCCAGCCACCAGAGGGCCAAAUCUACACCAACUGAACCCACGUUACUACUCACCUCCUUUUUCCCCUCUUUUGUUUGCAGUCAUCCGUUCACCCCAUCUACCACUUCCCUCCUUUUUUCAUUCAGUUGCCUGCCAACACUCAAGUGUACACACACACAGAGAGAGAUAUAGGGACAUACAUGUAUGUACGUGUACAUAAACACAUACACAUAGGAACGUACAUGUGUUCGAACACACAAUCAAUCACUUCUGUAUGCGCCAUUCUCAGGCCCUGGCCCCUCCCCCUCUUCCAUCACUGGAGCUCUGGUUGGCCUAAAGAAGACUGGGCAGGCGGAGUCAUCGGUCCACACCAGACCUGAUCAUUAGAAUACUGUACAUCUUACUAAUCUUUUUUUUAUUAUUAUUUGUUAUAAAUGCAGAUUGUACAAUAACAUAAAUAAUCUUAUUGAGUGUA